This is a messenger RNA of Microplitis demolitor, 689 nucleotides long. Its product is annotated as phospholipase A2-like. Gene Ontology annotation, biological process: arachidonate secretion; phospholipid metabolic process. The transcript is spliced from 4 exons. NCBI's taxonomy places the organism in Eukaryota, Metazoa, Arthropoda, Insecta, Hymenoptera, Braconidae. Bases 117 to 653 code for a protein of 178 amino acids. The record is from RefSeq and is a predicted model, not a curated record.
GUAUUUUAAAAAUGCAAAUAUCCAUUUAUCAAUCCAACAAAAGGCUCUGCCUUUUUAGCCUCCCAGUCAAUAACUUGGAAGGCUUACAAGUUUAAAGUUCUAAAAUACUUGAAAUUAUGUUCGGUAAAGUUUCAAUCGUUUUUACGACAAUAUUAAUUCAGAUAAAUUUACUUCAUUGCUGGUCAAUUAAUUUUUAUUUGAAUGACGACAAUGGUCUUCGUGAAAACCAAAAUGAGAGAUUUAAUUUAAUUUUUCCAGGAACAAAGUGGUGCGGAAGCGGAAGCAUUGCGGAAAACUACAAUGACCUGGGUUACUUCAGAGAAACGGAUGCUUGCUGUCGAAUGCACGACCACUGCGACGAAACGAUCGAAGCUAUGCAAACCAGACAUGGUCUCACUAAUCCCUCUUACUAUACGAGGGUACACUGUUCUUGUGAUGAAAAAUUUUACGACUGUCUUCAUGGGACUGAAGAGAAUAUCUCACAGAAAGUUGGAACUGUUUACUUCAGUGUUCUUAAUACCCAAUGUUUUCGAAAUGAUUUUCCGAUAAUAUCUUGUAAAAAAUAUAUCAUGUAUCCAAAACGGUGCAUAGAGUACGAUCUGGAUAGGAGCCAAGAUAAAAUAUACCAGUGGUUCGACGUGCCUCUUUACUGAUAAUCAUUCAACUGGAAUCAAGAGUAGCGAUGAGGA